This is a messenger RNA of Podarcis lilfordi (Lilford's wall lizard), 6404 nucleotides long. NCBI's taxonomy places the organism in Eukaryota, Metazoa, Chordata, Lepidosauria, Squamata, Lacertidae. The record is from the annotation of a GenBank genome assembly.
CCAGGGAUACAAACAGCAUCAGGCUAGUAGGUAGAGAGAGAGAGCGCAUAGAGCGGUGCUCCCACCUUCCCUCCCUGCUCCCAUCGCAGCAUGGCAUCCGCCAAGGAGAAGACCGGCACAGACAGCAAUGUCAUCACACGCGAGCAGCUACUGAAAGAGGAAGAGGUAGGACCUUGGGCCCUGGCCAGAAACACAAGGCGAGGCAGCCUAGGUGGCUUCUAGAAUAUGCACAGGAGAGCACUCCUCAACUUUCAGGCUGAUAUUGCAAAUAUGGAGGAGCCCAGAACAUUGCUGCCGGUUAAUGCGAGCGUGACACACAGACCUGUGGCAGUGAGUUCCACAGAUUAAUAAGUUCCAUCUAAGUCCAAGGCUGAAUGCUUCAUGGGAAAACUGUAAAAACGUUCCUCUUUGGCCUUUCAAUUCAGCUGUCAGGAUUAAGCAGAUUUUAAUAUAAUUGUAUAUUUUGUCUCUAUUGCAGAUAUUUUUUAAAUAGUUAUUAACUGCCCCGAGUUAUUGGGAAAUGCCAGGUUAGAAACUGAGCUAAGUUUGAUGGUUCAUGGAUAUUACACGUGUCUAAAACGUGACUGGAAUUUUUAAAAUUACAAAUAAAAUGCCCCCCUUUUAACAAACAAUAUUGAAACAACUUCAUUCGAAAUCCCCACAAAUAUGUCCAAUCCUAUGCAUGUCAGCUCAAAAGUAACUUGUCCCAGUGAAUUAAAUGAAAUUUACACCCAUGCCAGUGUGUAUUGGAAUGUAGCCUUUCACUCUCAAAAUGGAUCCUGGAUUUCGCUUCAUAUAGAAUUCAAUAGCAACUCUGGGAUGUCUGAAAGUUUCUCCUGAGAACAUUCCUUCAACAUUCUUCAAAAUCGUUAUAGAAUUUUUGCCUGAUCAGAACCUGAUUUUCCUCACAUUUGCCUUUGCCAACUUUUUUGUCAGCUGUGGGUGGCUACGGACCAUGUGUGGCCUACACUUUAUUUUCUUACAUUUAUAUUUCACCUUCCCCCCAUCAUUGUUCCCAAGCUGGCACAAAUGUCUUUGCAGGAUCUCUCCCAUCCAGGCACCGAUAAGAGCUGUUUAUCUGUUUAGCACCAAUAUGACGAUGGUCUCCUGUCAACGUCUAAUGAUGUGAUAAGAGUAGCUAGUUAGCCAGUUGACUGACCCUGUGGAGAGACAUAUUGGACUACAUUCCCACAAGCAAUAGUGAAUACAGGAUAGUGAAGAUCUAGGAAAAUAUUUCUCAUCACAUGAGGAGAUUCUCCAGAGCACUGGCUCCCCCUGUGGUUGCAUAUCUCCUGCAUUACGUUUGCAAAUGCCGACAAAGAGCCAGCUGCCAGCAUCCCUGGGGUGGCAUGAGAAAGGGCUUCUGUUUCUCCCAUUAGGAACAGGGUACAAACUCGAAUUUUUGCCAGGGGGCUGGCUGGGCAAUCAGCCCCAGGCGAAGUCUCUAGAGGGGAGCCACUGAAGCUCCCAGCUUGCGGGGGGCUUCCUCCGACCGCAGCCGGCUCCGGAGUCUAAAAGGGUCCUUGGGUGUCGUAGUCCUGCGCUGCUCAGCCUCAGCAGAGCUCAGUGGCGGGAGAGGCCAGCCAACCAGCCAAGUCUCAGGGGGGUCCUUGCCUGGAGGCAGAGUCCAUAUACAAGGUUCAGUCCAGUCCUAAGGGCAGGGGCAUCUCAGCUCAUGUAGUCGGACUAUCCGGGGGUCAAGAAAGCCAAGAGUCCAAGGUAACGAGAAGCAAGAAGCAGCAAGGUCUGGCCAGGUGAACAUUGUUUGCAGCAACUGACUGAGGUUGGAAACCCUGCUUAAGAAAGCUGGAGCCAGCUGGCUCCUGUCAGGAGCAAGAAGGCUGAUCAGCAGCAGGUGGAGUCACUCUGCCUUUGGCUCCUUCAGGCUGCUGCUCAGCAGGUGAAGCUGACUCCUGCCCCAUGACAUUCGGCACCAGAGUGUCUUUGGUAGUGUGGAUCUUGAGCUGCUAAGCAUCGGAGGGAUGCUAAUUUGCAAAGGGAAGCAGGAAAACCUGGAAACGAUCCUCCUUCCCCUUUCCUCCGGUCUGUUUUUGGAACUGUGUGCAAAAGAGAAAUCCUGGAGAAGUUGAUCUCCAAGCAAAGUUGAAAAAUGGAAGUUUUGUUGCUUUCUUCUUUUGUUUCCCUUAAUGUCUCAGAGAUCAAUUAAAAGUGGUGAAGAGAUCAGAACACCACCUCCUGUCCUUUUUUGGGGAACAGAAGCUUUUCUGCAGCCCAUUGUGUAAACAAUUUAAAUGUCAAGUUCACAAGAUAAGCACUUUGGAGUAUUGCUUGCUUAUGUGUGCUCUCUCUCUCUCUCUCUCUCUCUCUCUCUGUGUGUGUGUGUGUGUGUUAUGUGCUGAGUUGAAUAGGAUUCAAAAUGCAGCAGUCUGAUUGGUCCACAGGAGCCACCCAAUCCAGCUCCAGGUGGAAGUGAAUCCACAUCCUGAUUGGCCUACAGGAGAAUCCCGGAAUUAGCCAAUCACGUGCAGUCCAUUGUGUAAAUAAUGUAUAUAAAGCAGAUAUUUUGGGGGGACUUUCAUUCCUCCUCACCACUAUGAGCUGAAUAAAGAGCAUGAAAUCCACUCUGAGUAUAUUUCAGUGUGUUUGGCUCUAGAGGACAACAUGCAUGUUUACAGCAUGUGAAAGAGGGCACUGCUUCAUACAAUCAGCUACAAAAACGGAGUCCUCUUUAUACUGGAAAUAAAAUACCUGCAAUGAAAGAAAUGUGAUGCUGACAUACAAAGCAUUUUGUAUUCAUCCCUUCUUGUAAUUUGGAAGGAAAAUGUAGCUAAUCCACUUUAAAUUCUUUAAUUGGAAUGGUUCAGCAGCCGGCAAUUUUUUAACAAACUUGUGGAGUUUUUUAUUUUAUUUUAUUCUUUAGAGCCAGAAACUGGAAGCCUUACUACUCAGAAGUAAGUCCCACUGUCUUUGUGCCCUUUAUGAACAAAUGUGUUGACCUGUGUAUGUGUGUGUGUGUACGCAAAUGCACGUGUGUGUGUGUGUGUGUGUGUGUGUGAGAGAGAGAGAGAGAGAGAGAGAGAGAGAGACUAGGUCUUUGCCCUGAGUGACAGAAAGCCUAGUUUCAGCCCUGCUUUUGCUUUGCACUAACUAUCUUUCAUUGCAUUUCAGAUGUUAGCAAAAGCUCAAGCAUAUGCUAAAUUGCUCCGAAGGUAAAUGGAUUUUGAAAUCCUGUUUUCUAACUGUGGACUUUAGUGGCUAAAAGCCUUUUUCUCAGUAAAGAAACAAUGACACAGGCUGCUUCCAGGGUGGCAAAGCUUUUGACACCCAGCUGAAAAUGCAGCUAGGCAAAAACUCACAAAUUGAUGAUAAACACCAAAACCUUCCAGACCCCACGGCCUGAUUAAAGCCAGUCUCUGUGCUGGGUCUGAAAGCCACAUCAGAUGUUGGCUGUGGCCGGCAGAUAAGAGCCAUUCCUUUGCUCUGGAUGGCAAAGCAUAACCAGCAUCUGUGUGAUUCCUAUGGAUGCUCACGACAUUGCAUUUAGCUAUGAACUAAAGGACAACCCCCACACACAGAAUUAUGUGUUUAUGUGAAACAUUUCUAUACCACCCUUCAUAAUACAGAAGCUCACAAUAAUACCAAUGCAUUUCUCCAAAAAACAACAGGUUAAAAUACAACAAAACAUAAACAUCACGUUGAAGCCAAACCAUUCUAUUAAAAUCUUUGUUCAUUUCAUGCUCCACUUUCUGCAUUUUGUCAUAUGGUUCAUUCCUACAGUGGUUCCUGGUUUGAGGAUUGCAUGAAUAGGGCUCACACAUUUACGCAUGUUUAUUUGCGCAUAUGCUGGAGGGAUGUAUGUGGGGUUAGUCCCACCCCCUUUAAAAACCUCUGGCUGCAUUAACACACAACACUAAGCCAUGCACAAGGAGGCUGCACAAAGCCACAGGCUUGCAAGCUUCUCCCUCUCACACCCCAUUCUCCCUUUCAGCCAAGAGGAAGACUUCACCAAAGGUUCGUUUUUCAUGAUUCUUGCCAUGUUGUUACAGUAGAACCAGGAAUCAUAGUUUCAAAGAAAAAAAUCUGUUCAGCUCCAAAACAUGCUUGCAUGUUUCACUAACCAUAGUUUGUUUUAUACCACAAACCAUGAUCUGCACUUAGGGACAAGUCAGGAGUCAGGUGAAGAGGCCUUGCCUGCCCGUUUUUGGAAAGGAAGCAGCAGGGCUCCAGGAUCGUGCCAGAGCAUCACACCUCCUUCCCUAAGAUGGGCAAAUGCUUCUCGGGCUGUGGGAGGAAGGCAGGAUGCUCUGACGGGGUCCAAGAGUCCUCUCCCCUCCUCCCCCCUCCCCCAAGGGUGGUGGUACGUACUGUUGCAUACCGCCAGAAGAAAAGACCUGCUUAAAAUGCAGUACUGCAUUUAAUGUAACAUGUAGCCUGGCCCUCAAAAAGAAGUUUGGAAAUGUCUUCAUUCUGCAAUUAAUACAACAGCAAUGACUGGUUUGUGCUGCUCACACAACUUGUCCUGCCUCUGCUUCUGCAGCUGGGAGCGCGGCAAGGCGAUGGCCCUGGAGCUGGCAAAACAAGAAGACAGGUGUCUGGAAAGGGCCAGAAAGAGGGAGCAGGCAGAAGUGAAAGAGGAGCUGUACCAUGCUAAUAAACAACUGAAGAUGGUAAAGUUUGAAGACAACUCCCCCCCCCCCCUUUCAGUUUUUAGGCAGGUGCAGCAAGGAGGAAAUCCUCUCAGUCCAAACAAGAGGACCGCUUGUUUUCUGAGGCUUGAUUCCUACUUUUCAUGGGGAGAAAACAACCUUCAGACAUGUACAAUUGCAUUUGAGAAAUAAUGUCAGCAAUAUAGUGAAGGCCUUGCUCAUACCAUAAGGGCAUCAGGUGAAAGCUUGGAAGAGAGGAAUGGUUUGCAUUUCACUGGUAACUUGCUUUCAGAACAUGGACAUGAUGUAGUAAUUAAAUCUCUAGUCCCCGCACAAUCCAAGUUACAAGGCAAAAUGUGCAGGUGCUAUCCUGCUCAUUAGUUUUGUGAACACUCCUUUCAGUGUUUGUUUCUUCGUAACAAUGCCAGCAGAAGCUCCUCACUUGCAUGCUAGAUCCGACCUUAUACUGUACACAACACUAUUGUCUCAUAUAAAAUGGAACUGAUUUGUAGAAAAGACUUUAUGACCUGAAAAAAGAGACAAUGCCCUUACUUUUGUAAACUAAGAUAUUUUUUAAUAAAAAUUAUUUAUUAAAAACCCCCACAGAUAAAUAAAGGUGACUGAGAGGCAUUCAGAGAGGAAGGAAGAUCUCCCUCCUCUGAAGGGAAAUGGAAUAUUAGAAAGUGAGGUAAAAGGUCAAUAUUUAUUAUUAUCUCAAUGAAUGAAUAAAUAAACUGGGAAUGGAAAAGAAGGAGUUAAGGGAAGAAAGUUGUUGCAAGAGGAAGAAUGAAUGUAAAAGGGCUGUGGAAGUCUCGUCUACACCAGGUCACCCAGAUUGUACCUGAUGCAAAUGGAGCCAACCUCAGCUCCUUGGAUGGAGCUCAUAAUUGGUAUCCAUAGUAAAGGUAGACGUACCCCUGACCAUUAAGUCCAGUCGCGGACGACUCUGGGGUUGUGGUGCUCAUCUUGCUUUAUUGGCCGAGGGAUCUGGCGUACAGCUUCCGGGUCAUGUGGCCAGCAUGACUAAGCCGCUUCUGGCGAACCAGAGCAGCGCACAAAAACGCCGUUUACCUUUCCGCCGGAGCGGUACCGGUUUAUCUACUUGAACUUUGACGCGCUUUCAAACUGCUAGGUGGGCAGGAGCAGGGACCGAGCAACAGGAGCUCACCCCAUCAAGGGGAUUCGAACUGCCAACCUUCUGAUUAGCAAGUCCUAGGUUCUGUGGUUUAGACCACAGUGCCACCCGCACCCCAGCAUCCAUAGUAGCAAGCAGUAAUACUGAGUGCAGCCCUUGUUGAAAUAGAAAAGAAACAGCAAAGGAGUUGUUGUUAAUAGUUUUUCCAUGUCCUGCAGGUUCGGCGAGCAGCUUUAUGUCAUCGCCUAAGUUUUGAGCAUCUGCAGUACCAACUGGAAUUGAACCACUUGGGCAAGUCAUUCUUCACAGAGCGGCUGUGAGCACUUAUCUCAGACAAUCCAGACCAUUAUAUGCUGAUGCUUUUUCAUAUUGUAGAGAGAUUCUUCUUUCAAUGUUUAAGAAUCAAAUGCAAGCAGUGAAAGGAAAGAUUAAACAGUUUUUGUUUGAAUGGUUUGGUAUACACUGGAAGUUGCACAUUUUGUUUCUGAUAGAGGGCAACUCAACUAUACAUCAGAGUGGACUCUGGUCUAAGCACAAACAAUGCAAUGUGUGAAUUUGCUUGCCCGUUCUGAGUGUUUGAAAAUGAGCAGCACUUUUAGGUUCACUUAUAAAUCCUCACCACAACUUCUAAUUGACAAUAAAGAAUAGAAUCUAUGUUACAA